Messenger RNA from Tribolium madens (black flour beetle), 903 nucleotides. RefSeq names its product methionine-R-sulfoxide reductase B1 (gene SelR). Gene Ontology annotation, cellular component: cytoplasm. Gene Ontology annotation, molecular function: peptide-methionine (R)-S-oxide reductase activity. NCBI's taxonomy places the organism in Eukaryota, Metazoa, Arthropoda, Insecta, Coleoptera, Tenebrionidae. Gene Ontology annotation, biological process: protein repair; response to oxidative stress. The coding region runs from base 123 to 653 and encodes 176 amino acids. The transcript is spliced from 4 exons. The record is from RefSeq and is a predicted model, not a curated record.
GUUACGGCAAAGUGAGGUUAGGUGCAGUGUCAAAAUGUCGCUUACGUAAUACCAAGUGGAAGGAAAUUCGGUCAGUAUUGUAUAAAUAUUAGCGCAACUAAUCGUGACCGCGUUCAAAUGUGAUGAAUAAACACACGGGGGCACUGGUGGGUCGCUUUUUACUCCACAGUUUGAGCAGGAAAUUCGUGAAUACACCAGUGGUGAGGAUGGCCGACAAAGUGGAUAAGGCAGAGUUGCAGAAACGCCUCACUCCGCUACAAUACCAUGUGACCCAAGAAAAGGGCACUGAGCGACCGUUCACAGGGUGUUACAAUAAAGUCUACGACUCGGGUACUUACGUUUGCAUCGUCUGUGAGCAAUCAUUGUUCAGUUCGGAGACGAAAUACGACAGCAGUUGCGGCUGGCCUGCCUUCAACGAUGUCUUGGACCAAGGAAAAGUCAAAUUAACACCAGACACUAGCGGAGUUGGAGCGAACCUACUACUCCUCAUAUCCCAACCAGGGCGGAUAAGAACCGAAGUGACUUGUGCCCAAUGCGGCGCCCAUCUUGGCCACGUGUUCAACGAUGGACCAAUGCCCACCAGGAAGAGGUUCUGUAUAAACUCCGCCUCUCUCAAUUUCAUCCCGGAUAAAAAGGAGGGCAGUGAUAGCUAGGAGGGGCUCGAUUUAAUGCAUUAACAGGACCACUAAUGAAUCAAAGUGAUAAUACUAACUAAUUAGGCCUACUGUUUUUUGUUAAAGUGCCCAUUUCACUGGGCAUAACGUGUGAUUAACUAAUUUAAAGCCAAACUCGAAUUUCUUACCUCGAUUUGUUUUUGUUAGCUUUUGUUGUGUAUUUAUGCAAUCGAAUUAACAUUUUUAAGGAGGCUUUACAUUUUUGUGAAACAAUAAAUUUGAUAAAAAA